Staurois parvus is the source of this 348-nucleotide messenger RNA. The record is from the annotation of a GenBank genome assembly. Lineage: Eukaryota; Metazoa; Chordata; Amphibia; Anura; Ranidae.
UGACAAAAUGGAACACACCAGCAGUGUUGUGAGGAGACCUGAAAGUGGCACAUGGCAGAGUGUGGCGAUGGAGACAGCAGCAAUGGGAGGCCGUACAGGACCCAUGAGAGACUCUGGACCUGGCAGCAGCAUGAGGAAGGCGGUACGGGGGCCCAUGGCAGAUUACGGGCCUGGCAGCAGCAAUGGGAGGCCCGUAAUCUGCCAGCACCCUAUGACAAAAUGGAACCCACCAGCAGUGUGAGGAGACCUGAAAGUGGCACAUGGCAGAGUGUGUGCCGAUGGAGACGAGCAGCAAUGGGAGGCCGUACAGGGACCCAUGAGACACUCUGGACCUCGGCAGCAGCAUGA